GGGGGGCUCCGGGAGACCUCAGAGUCGCGAGUCGGGGCUGGGAUUUCGCAGGGAAAGCCCAGCGCCCGCUUGCAGCGGCGGCCGAUCCCUGGGCACCGCCGCGGCCGCCGGGGCGGACGGGUCGCUCCGCAAAGUCCUUCGCGGGGCCGAGAGGAGGCGGAGCGCCCCGCCAAGUGCCCGGGGAGCCUCGCGGGGAGCGGCCGGUGCACCCCCGUCCUGGAAGGAAAAGCGGGGGGGGAGAAGUGGACGCUCCGAAAGCGAGAAAUCAGACCGAAGCUGCCCCCCGGCCCCCGCCCCCCGAGACGCUAAGUUGCGCGGCCCAGCCGGGUCGCGGGGCGCACGGAACCGCCGCCGCGCCGCAGAGGCGCCGUCCGAGCGGCCCCGGGAGCCCCCCGGGCGCGGAGCCGGGGAGCGCGCGCGCGGCUCUGCCCCCCGCGCCGGGCAGCCCCCUCCGACCCCCGCCGGGAGCGAUGCCCCCCGCCCCCCGCGCGCCCCGGCGACGAGGCGAGCAUGGAGAAGUCGAGUAGCGAGGAUUCUUCCAUCCACCGGAGUCCAUCUUUGGACAGCAAGGACUCGGACUUCGCCAAGCCGUCCACCUCGGGCCGCCCGUUCGGCCGCGGCUUCACGGCCGGCGCCUUCUACGGCACGGCGGGCCCCCGGGGCCCCGGCCGCGCCCCGGCGAGCGUCAAGACGGACAAGUACCAUGCGCCCCGCGGCAGCAAGUACGUGGUGUUUUACCUGGACCUGUCCUUUGUUUUCCUCCUAGAAUUUAAGAAGUGCAACAUGGCCCGGGGCUGCCUGUGCUGCGUGAAGUACAUGAUGUUCCUCUUCAAUCUGAUAUUCUGGCUCUGCGGCUGUGGUCUGCUGGGCGUGGGCAUCUGGCUGUCCGUGUCCCAGGGCGACUUCGCCACCUUCUCCCCCAGCUUCCCGUCGCUGUCCGCGGCCAACCUGGUCAUCGCCGUGGGCACCAUCGUCAUGGUGACCGGCUUCCUGGGCUGCCUGGGGGCCAUCAAGGAAAACAAGUGCCUCCUCCUCAGUUUUUUCAUUGUCCUGUUGGUCAUCCUUCUGGCGGAGCUGAUCUUACUGAUCCUCUUCUUCGUCUACAUGGACAAGGUGAACGAGAACGCCAGGAAGGACCUGAAGGAGGGGCUGCUGCUGUACAACACGGAGAACAACGUGGGGCUCAAGAACGCCUGGAACAUCAUCCAGGCAGAGAUGCGCUGCUGCGGCGUCACGGACUACACGGACUGGUACCCGGUGCUGGGCGACAACACGGUCCCCGACCGCUGCUGCAUGGAGAACUCGCAGGGCUGCGGGCGCAACGCCACCACGUCCUGGUGGAAGACGGGCUGCUAUGAGAAGGUGAAGAUGUGGUUUGAUGAGAAUAAGCACGUGCUCGGCACUGUGGGAAUGUGCAUCCUCAUUAUGCAGAUUCUGGGCAUGGCCUUCUCCAUGACCCUCUUCCAGCACAUACACCGGACGGGGAAGAAGUACGACGCCUGAGCGGGCGGCAGAGCCCGCAGCCCCCUGGGGACUCAGUGCCAGGGAAGAUUGGAGCUUUGUGUCGCCUGCCUGGACUCUUCGGACUGCUGCCCCCAACUUCCGCCUCGCCCCACCUCCACCUUGCUGGGUGGGGGGGAGGGGGCGGGGGGCCAGGGAGGAGGAGGCCUGCAGAGACCUUGGGGUGCCCGGCAAGGGACACCUGGAUUCCUGCGCCUGUGUAUUUGCCAAAGAAGACAGGGUGUGGCGGAGUGGGGGGCUGCCCCCGUAGCCCCCCGAGCACCCAUGCGUUUCUGCCCCGGUCUUUCCUUACACUGAUGUUUAGUCCCUUUGUGGGGUGUGAAGUGGGCCCCCCUCACGCCCCUCCCCCAGGGGAGAGACCGCCUUGGAGGCCCCCUGGAGGCAGAGGGGGCGCUGGUGGGCCUCCAGCAAGACCCCCCCCCCAGGAUUUUAUACCUUCCAGCGUCACUUUUUUAAAAUUUUAUUUUACUCCGAUUAUGAUUAUUCAGGACUGUUCUCUCUCCCGUAACUUAGGGGUAGCUUUCUGAUUUAUACCUUUUUACCGUGUUGAUUUCUGUAAUGGUUUGGUUUAUCUUAUUUUUUCCUUUUGAGGGUGGGGAUGGGUGGGAAGUGAGGACCCCCAUGGGAGGGGGUGAUGAGAAACCCGGAAGGCUCUGAGGUGGGGGAGGGGGCGGGCAGUGGCUGGGGACUCAAGUGGGCAUCUGGGGCACAGGGGCCUGGAAGAGGCAGGUGGGCUUUGGGGGACACAGAGUCUGUGGAGCUGCCUCCUCAAGGGGGUCCCACAUGGCUGGAGCGUGCAGGUGGGGGGCAAGGAGGCGUCUGCCCUAUGCUUUGGCAGGGCCCGACCAUUGUCCUCAUGGUCUUUUUGUCCUUGCUGUCCAGUUUCCUUCCUUCCCUUCUGCCCUCGGCUGCCCCCUCAGACCCCAGGGGCAGUCAACGGUCCCUGCAAAAGCCCCGAGACUUCACAGACAUUCCUUCUAGAAGCUCCCAGACACGGGGCCUCUUUGGGUAGACGCUGCUCUCUGGUUCUUGGAGCUUCUGGAAGGGGGAGCAGACCCUGGAGUCCGUGGCUCACACAGUGACCGAGGACCCGGGGCCGUGGGGGCGGGAAGGCGGAGCUGGUGAUGUGACCAUUCCGACCAGAUCCUUGCUGAGAGGAGGGGCGGGGGCCCAGGUCAUCGUCCGGGUUCAUUGAUGAUGGAUGGGCAGGAUGAGCUCAGGAGAGGGCAGAGGGCAGAGGGAAGUGAAGGUCCCCAGGUGGGCAGUGUGGCAGGGCCCGGUGGGACCCCACUGCACACUCACCAGCACCCGCCCUGGAUGAGUGUCAUUGCGAUUGACAAUGAUGUCGGGAAUCCAUGAGACUGAGCGGGAGAAGGUUGCCCACCUGCCUUCCCUCUCACCACUGGGUGUGGGGUCCCCGCCCCAGCCUGCAUCUGUGUGUCCAUCCCCAGAGCUGAGACCCCCGUGUCCAGCCCUGUUCACCUCAGUGAACUGCAGCUGGGACCAGCAGUAGAGAAGGUCUUGAUGUGGGGGUGCUGGGAGGGUUAGACGGGGGUGCCUCAGAGUCAAAAGCUGAGGAGCUGGGGGUGGUGAUGGAUACACCAGCCCCCACUGGCUCCUCUAACCCCUUUUGUCUCCCUGGGAACCACCACCCACAAAGUGGGGAGCAGAGCAGCGACCGUUUCGCAGAGAAACUGCCCAAGAGAUGCCAUCUCCGUCCCCCAGCGGAAGCCCAGGACCUAAGGCGUGUGCGCUUGGGGCGGGGGCUGAUGUGUUUAUACCCAUCAAUGCAAUUUCUCGUUUCCCUUCUGAUCAACCACGAGCACCUAGCUUCUUGAGGUGCAUAACUUGUGUUUCCAGAGCGUCAGGGACCUCGGGUCCUUGGAGCCUGUGCCCCUGUCACCCUGCACCGCCUCCACUGAUGCCAGAGCUUAGUCCGUAGAGCCAGAUGCCCCAAAAGCCAUUGGGCGGAGUGGGGAAGGGUGCCUGCACGGUGUGGGCGGGGUCUCCCAAGCCACACCCACAAUGAGCCACGCCCCCGUCCGUGCCACGCCCACCCACAAAGCCACGCCCACCACACCCAGGCCUUGCCGAGCCACAUCCCACGCGCUCCCCGCGUGCUCUCCCGCCAGGAUCUCUUAGGGGGAAGGGGUAAGAGGGAGCUGCCGCAGCCCCUCUCUCGGGCUUCCCCCGCCGGGCUGCAGGCUCAAUCGAGGUCAGGCUUUUGUGGGCGAUCCCACGGGGAGGAACGGGGUGCAUCCUCGGCCCAUCCCGGUGAGGAGGGACUGCGGAGGGUCGGGACCCCGGUGAGGCCAGGGGGCCCAAGAAGCUGACCCACCGCACCGUCUGGCGCAGAUGUCCGAACGACCGCUCCCCCCCUCGCUCUGGGAGGCAGAGAGCCCAGGACGCCGCUGCCCCCUCCCCCGGCCCCGCCCACCCGCCAGCGGGGAGGUGCUAACGUGCAGGGACCUGGCACCUGGAGGGGCUUACGGGCAGGGGGCUCGGCCCGUCUCUGCCUCUGCCCUUCGCGGUCCGGCCCUUCUGUGUCCUCCUGCUUGCCCCCUGGGUGGGCAGCGAGGGGUUCCUGCCCUCCCCCCGCCCUGAGCAGGCCCCCCCAGGAGAGCGGGGGAGCAGGCGUGUGCGGGUGGGGCUCAGGUGCAUUUUCUGCUUGCAAAUGCCGUGUCUGCGCGUCCCCCACCUGGUCGGGCUCUCUCGAUCGCCAUGUUUUUAGCAUGUUUUUCAAUAAAAGGCUGGCCGCCGUGUCAGAAGCACAAGCA
Messenger RNA from Sorex araneus (European shrew), 4298 nucleotides. RefSeq names its product tetraspanin 9 (gene TSPAN9). Bases 511 to 1503 code for a protein of 330 amino acids. The transcript is spliced from 7 exons. Gene Ontology annotation, cellular component: membrane. The record is from RefSeq and is a predicted model, not a curated record. NCBI's taxonomy places the organism in Eukaryota, Metazoa, Chordata, Mammalia, Eulipotyphla, Soricidae.